GGCUGCACAGCAGGGCAGGGCCACACAGUCACUGAAGAGCAGCUGCAGCAGAACAUGAUGGUGCUUUGAGGACUACUCUACCAUGCAGUCCACCAUGAAUUUCAAUGGACUUCAACGCCAGGGCAGCCAAGACAAUUACAUUCUGGAUAAUACUCAGAGGAAGAAAAGUUCUCUAUGGUACCGGCGCUCACUGAGGGGAAACAGUGAUCGACACCGGCAGAACGCAAACUCUGUGCCCAGAGUAGGAACUCUGCAUUUCUCCUUUUGCAGCCCAGACAAACCCUGCUCCAACUCCCUGGUUGAUUACUCUGACCCACAAAGGACCACAAUUGCACUGGAAAAACAAGACAAUGAAACAUUUGGUUUUGAAAUUCAGACCUAUGGCUUGCAGCUAAAGAACAGCUCUGCAGUGGAGAUGUGCACCUUCGUGAGCAAGGUGCAGGAGGACAGCGCUGCUGAGAGUGCUGGCUUGACCGCAGGAGAUAUUAUUGUCACAAUCAACGGGGUCAGCAUUGAAGGCUCAUCUCAUCAGCACAUACUCGAUCUGAUAAGAGAAUCAACCAACAGCUUAAAGAUGGAGACUGUAUGUGGGAAUGUAGUGAAGCAGAUAGAACUGGAGAAGAGGAUGAACCUGCUUAAGCAAUCACUACGUGAGAAGCUGUUGGAGCUGCAAGCACUUACAUUACAGGAAAAACGUCUAAUGCGAGGUCACCUAAAUGACAGUAGCUUUCACCUCUCUAUGGACUCUUCUUUGAGCUCCCCCUCAAGCCACCGCGCCCGGCGUUUUUCCAGCGACAGUAGCUACAGGAGUGUGAUGACAGACGACAGUGACCAGGCCAGUGUGUUUGGGGAUCUGUGCUCUCCCAGCCCCUGCAGCGCAGCCAGCAACACGGACGACAGCUGCUUCUUCUCCAGAGAUUUUCCCUCACAGGACAGCUCUGGCAGGUUCUCGUCGAGCUCCAGCCAUCAUCACCAAUCCCUCAGCCGCUCCAGCAGUUCCAGUUUGGCCGGCAGCAGCAGCUCCCUCUCGCCUUCCUGGGAGGAAACAAGGAUCUCCUCAUUGUUUGGUACCCUGCCCAGGAAAAGCAGACGAGCCAGUGUUCGCAGACACAUCCUCAAGUUAAUCCCUGGACUCCAAAGAUCUGUUGAAGAGGAGGAGAUGGGAACAAACACCCAGUGACUUGUUGUUCCUUUCAUUCAAAGGCUUAACAAGAGUGUACACUGAGACUCUGUAAUGAAGUGUUUACACUCUCUUAAAAGGUUGGCUUAACCCUAAACUCUUGGGUUAACGCUCAGUUAAAAAUAUAUUUUUUAAGUGUUUGCUCUAAUGCAGACACAGAGAAGAUGGACAUUGUGGCACUUGGCAUUUGUCAGUGUCAAAGGCUUUCUUAAGAGGGUGCUGAGCCUUUAAGGUGAACCUGGCUCAGUGUUUGUCUUGGACUCACGGCACAAAAGCAUUACGAAAAUGUAAAAUAUUCUCCCUUUGAACAAUUGUUUGAAUGAAUGUAUGCACCAGAUUGUGAUGUAUAAAAGAUGAAAUUAUAUAUCCUACUAACUUGAAUAUUUUUUUUCCCCCAUGCCAUAGUCAUAGAGUGUGAUAAGCAUUAAUCAGAACAGUUUGAAAUGCAGUAGCUGUAUUCAUGUAGCACCCUGAAUUUUAAAAUGAAGCUGUUGUGAUUUAAAAUACAUGAAAAUCAUUCACUUAUUUAGUCAGAGAAAGGUUUAAACAACACUUUUGUCACGUUCUGGUGCUCAAAACCAAAACCUACAGAGCUCUACACCACAUACAUGGCUGCUCAGUUCAAAACAGGAUGUGGGUAUGAGAGUACUACUUACCUGUUUUCAUUUCCAAAAUUAUUUGAGAUCAUAUACAACUUACUUUCGAUGCUCAGAGACACUGAAACUGCUUCUUGCUAAUUCAAAAUGUACUGAAAUUUGUAUGCUGUCACUUGAAGUGGAAAGAAAAUGCAGCUUUUUAGACAUUAUGUUUUAUGAUAAGAUCAUCUGUAUGCAAAAGGCUUUUUCAAAGAUAAUAAACUUGUGAAGUUACAUAAA
Lates calcarifer (barramundi perch) is the source of this 2055-nucleotide messenger RNA. It is a transcript of the gene cytip, whose product is annotated as cytohesin 1 interacting protein. The transcript is spliced from 8 exons. NCBI's taxonomy places the organism in Eukaryota, Metazoa, Chordata, Actinopteri, Centropomidae. Gene Ontology annotation, molecular function: protein binding. The record is from RefSeq and is a predicted model, not a curated record. Bases 83 to 1180 code for a protein of 365 amino acids.